UUCACCAAAAGUAGCAUAUUAUUAAUCGUCAACUUAGCAAGUGCCAAAGUUCACACACUAGAGGUGCACAACUAUAUAUUAUAAAAGUUUAUACAAAAAACCAAAAGAUUAGACUAAAAUUGACUUUGUGAAUCGUGUGUAUAUAUUUCUCAAAAGUCAUAACGUCAUUGUACAGUUGUGGAUAAGCUUUUAGCGGGGUUAGUUCUUUGUGGGGCCAGGCCCAGAUCCGCUAUCCUAAUGGACCGUUGAGUCACCACGAGCGAUGGAUUUCACCUCUUUUGGUACAAGAUUUCGAAUAGAAAAAAAAAACGGUUGAACCUUGAUAUGUGCUGAUUCUCCGGGCACAACUUGCUGGAUCUAAUAUUAAUCAAAUGUCUGAAACUUAUAUUAAAUAUAUAAAUAUGUAAUGAAUCCAGACACAUUGAAACACUAAACAUAAAUUGUUCUAAACAUUUAUUUAACCACGAAAUCAAGGUUUAAAAAAAAAAAAAAAAGAGUAAAUAAUCAAGAUAUAACUUAUAUACAUUAACUAUAAUAAACUAGUAAAAAUUUGGUAUCCAUUGGAGCCAAACAGCUCAUUGCUGGGAAUCUACAGCUAUUUAUGCCCUAAUAAAAAUGAAAUGCUUACUGACUUUGCAGAAAUCUUGAACUUAGGUCAUUGGUAUAACGCUCACGCACGAGCGAUUUCCGAUGUUUUGAUGUAAUUAUACACAAUUUGAAUCCAACAAUUCAGUAAAUAUAGUAUAUCACUAACUUAUGAACAUGGUCAAGAUAUAAAUCCCGAUAUAUACUAUAAAUUUAUAACCAUACAUAAUCAAAUACUAUAGACAAACGGUGUAUGAAAAUGGAAUAUCGCCAGAGUCGACAAUGUAUCAUUCGAUAUGGUUUAAAGACUGUAUUUAAUUAUAAUCACACCCCACCCCGUAAGUUACUUCGGAAAUGUCAAUGUAUUAAAAGCAGAGCACUAAAAGAUUUUCCUCCAAGUGCAACUGCUGCAAAAAAGCUUCACUGAAAAUUGUAAUAAAGCAAAACCAAAAUAUGCAUCACGAAUUAUCGUAUAUGGCAAAACUGAUCCUAAUAAUUUCUAAAUAAUUUGAAAUUGAAAUUUAUUCCUAGCAAUUUCACUUCACAUUAGAUGGUUUUCAAAUCAAAUCAAUUGUAUACCCAAAUCCUUCAUAACUGAGUAGUAGUAGUAGUACCUUAAAACGGACGAUAAGUCAAAAUCCGAAAUCCGCCCCUAGUAAAUGCAGGCAGGGAAAAAGCAGCAGCAAUUAUGGCAGCAUAUGCAUUCAUCUACAUACGUGGGAGCUCGAUUCUGUCCACGUUCUCUCCAUGCAAAUGCUCAAAUCCCACUAUAAAUAUCAACCCACCUUUUUCCUCACCGAACAAAUCAUUUUCAAUAUAAAAUAUUAUAUUAAUGGCCAAGCUUGGAAUUUCCGCCGCCCUCUUCGCCGCCCUGAUCGCCAUGGCCGCCGCCGCCGCCACCACCACCUACACAACGAUGGUGAUAGCCACCACAUUGGUGGAGGAGGAGAACCCACACAGACAGUCCUGCCAGAGAGAAAUUCAACAGAUGCCGCCAAUGAAGAGCUGCAUGCAAUGGAUGCAGUCAAUGAUGGGGGGUGGGCCCUACGUGUCAAACCCCCGUUACAUACUGGACGAGGACCACCUCCAUGAAUGCUGCAACGAGAUGUGGGGGGUGAGCACCCCCUGCCGCUGCGAAGCAAUGAAACAGGUGAUGAGGCAGAUGAUGCAGCAGCAGCAACACGGAACUGAGGAAGUGAUGCAGCAGCAACACGGAACUGAGGAAGUGAUGCAGCAGAUGAUGAAGCAGAAGAUGCAAUCUCUUCCACAAAUGUGCGGCAUGAAAUCCACCACACAGUGCAGCUUCCAAACCAUCUUUGUCUGAAUAAAUCAAGAAAAUAGCCCACUGGCUUUGGAGAGAUUAAUGUUGGUUGUAAUAAUGCAGCACACAGUCGCUUAGUGUGUAUUGUUGAC
This is a messenger RNA of Erythranthe guttata (spotted monkey flower), 1998 nucleotides long. Lineage: Eukaryota; Viridiplantae; Streptophyta; Magnoliopsida; Lamiales; Phrymaceae. The record is from RefSeq and is a predicted model, not a curated record.